AUUUGUUUGGCAGUGGAUGGAGCAAAGGAUCCUUUUGUGUCUGAAAGGUGUGCAUUCCUGGUUGACUCCGAGGCCCAGGAGUUGACCUACCUUAUCUCCCACAGUGCUCCUUGUAUCACAACUGAUGAUGGUCCACAGCUUCGGCUCAUAUUGGGUGGUUUGCAGUAUGUUCUCUCCUGCCCCGUCAGCCCUCAGCUUCCCUAUUCUCCAUCCCUGCCUCAGUAUCCUCCUCAGUUUCCCAGUGACCUUUUGUUUCCAUACUUGCCAGUUCCAACCCACCCUGUUCCCACUACCACUCUCCCUCCCCCUCAUCGAGCCCCAGUUAAGGAGCAGACGAUGCAAAACCCACUCUACCAGCACCACCUCUCUUCUGGUUUCCAGUACCACCAACUACUUCCAGUCGUCCCCCAUAUCCUAUUAGGGAUCCCUCAUCCACCUCAGGCCACCACUGACCGCUUCCCUGAGUCCAUGCCACAGCACGUCCAGAACCCACCUGGAUCUGAAAAGUUAUUGUAUUCUUUAGGGAGCUAUCUGCAGUACUUUCCUCCUCACUUUCAUCUGAAGGAUCCUUCUGAACAUCAGGUUUUUCAAUUUCCUCAUCACCCACCUGUCUUCUAUCCCUACCUGCCGUUCUAUUACCAGGAAUUGAUUGCAGCAGCUGAAGACCACUCCAAGUCUCCAGUGGGUCCAUAUUAUCCUCAGUACUAUCAUCAGAAACCUGAUCAUCCUGUAUUCACGGCAAUACCAGUGACCCAAGCUCCUGUACCUCGUCCUUCUUUUCCACCAAAACAGCCGUUAACCCCACAGCAUCAAACCAGUUCAUUUUAUCCACCCAUGUCCUACUACCAUCCAGUAUUUUCUUACUCUGCUUUACAUCCUGCUGCUACUCCACCUGUUGACACCCCUGAUAGUCUUGGGCAUCCUUCCAGCCAAUCUCCUAUCCAAACUCCUUUUCACUUUCAGCUGCCUCCAUAUCUGCUGCCAGUCCAAAAGGAGCCUAAGAAACCGGCAGCCAGUCCUCACAUGUUCUACCAAACGUAUCACCCUAAACUCCAUCCCUUUUCACCCCAUUAUCCGAAGAUUCCUUCUCCCCCGAACUGGAUCACCCCUCUGGAAUCCCGCGUCCAGUGUCUGAAGGACAGUAUGGCUGCUUUCCUGCCCUAUGCCGACCCAGAAUCCAUCCAUGUUAGAGACCCAUUUAUGUCAUGGCAGUCGCUCUCCAGCGUGUCUCCGUUCUGUGGGUACAUGUUGCAGGCGACUGCAGGCCACGGCUUAAUCCUCCACUCUCCUCUGCCGGCCUGCCACAGCCAGUUACAGACUCCCACAACCAUUUCUCUACCCAUAAGUUAUUGGGAUUUCUUCACUUGGCAGAAUCGGACCCUCGAUUUACAGUGCCCAUAUCAAAGCCCCCUUGAUCCUCCAGAAGAAACUCCGUGGACUUUCCCCACCGCUCCGAGCGCCACCGAGGAUGAGUCGGGUCCAUCCAUUGCCACAAAGACCGAAGUCUUCUGCUCCUUCCAGCAGAUGAAGGUCGUGCUUCCUCCUGGACCCAUUUCAGAAAUAGUUCUUAAAGACACCAAUGGGAACCAGAUGAGCCUUGCUGAAGCGCCUAAAGAAUGUGGAUAUUAUGCAAGUGAGGCCAAGGAUGGCAAAAUCCAUUUGUUUCUCCAGUUACAUUCACACUGUCAUAUGAGCGUGCAGGGUAAAAUGUACAUCAUUAGCAUCCUCUACACAACGCAGAGGGGAAAAAAGGAGGCAAAGGUUUCCUGCCCGCUUGUGAUCCCAAGGUCUGAGCAUGAGUGCAACCUUCACAGCGAAUACCGCCUCCCCUGCGGAUCCAGCUCUAUAUCCGAGACACAGUGCCUCUCCAUGGGCUGCUGCUUCAACAAGCACCCCCCUGCCUGCUACUACCCAAUGGAUGAGUGCACUAUUGACCGCCACAUGAUCUUCUCUGUGCCCGCCUCCCUCACGGACCCCCCUCUUUCUACUGCGCUGCUGGCCGCUGCCAGCAACUCCACCUGCAGACCUCAGAGGGUGACCCCUGAGUAUGCAUUGUUCAAAAUCCCAAUGGAUGGCUGUGGGACACGCAGAGUGGUGGUGGGGAAGACCGUCGUCUACAUGGUGGAGAUUACGAACACAAUACAAACUGUCAGCCUUAACUAUGGCACCAUCACAAGAGAUUCACCUGUCAGGUUAUUGGUGGAGUGCAGAUACGUGCCAGGAACAGUUCUCGGUGUGAGCUACGUCGUUAAAACUCCCACCCUUGGUCCUGAUGUCCAUACUCAGGGGGUGUUUGGAGUCCAGCUCAGGAUAGCCAAAGAUGCCCAGUACACCAGUUACUACCCACAGUAUCACCAGCCUCUGCACAUGUUGCUGGGGAAACCUCUCCACCUUGAAGUGCGCCUCCUCAGCUCCCCAGAUCCCAGUUUGGUGCUGCUGGUGCACUUCUGUGUGGCCUACCCCCGCUCUGGAAAUGCAGCGUGGGUGUUGCUUUACAAUGGAUGCCCUAACCCUCUGGACCCAGCCCCACCAGAGACAGUUCUGUCAGACCCAACGCCGCCGUCUCCUCAAAGUCAGACUCGCCGCUUCACCAUUCGCACCUUUCAGUUCCUCCCGGAUGGGGAGUUCCAGGAUAUGGAUGAGGAGAUCUACUUUAUGUGUUCAACUGAGAUCUGUUCUCCUCGAGAUGGUCCUUGUGUUGAGGGAUGUUUUGGUCAGUGACAAUGGAAAAAUGGAUUUAAUUCACAGCAUCCUUGAGUUCCAGUGGAAGAUAUGAUACAAAUAACCUCCAAUAAAAGCUCUUGAAAAACUUUAAA
Poecilia latipinna (sailfin molly) is the source of this 2816-nucleotide messenger RNA. RefSeq lists its product as uncharacterized. Lineage: Eukaryota; Metazoa; Chordata; Actinopteri; Cyprinodontiformes; Poeciliidae. Gene Ontology annotation, cellular component: egg coat. The record is from RefSeq and is a predicted model, not a curated record. Gene Ontology annotation, biological process: binding of sperm to zona pellucida; prevention of polyspermy. Bases 337 to 2721 code for a protein of 794 amino acids. The transcript has 14 exons. Gene Ontology annotation, molecular function: acrosin binding; structural constituent of egg coat.